GAAAACGUUGCAACCAGCGCAUGCGAAUGUUAGAGGAAAAUGCACAUUUGAUCCAAAACGGAGAUGUUACUGUCAAAGCCCCAGAGGGAGAGAGCGUUGUCCUGCUGGAUUUUGCAGCAUUAUGCACGACAAACUAAUAGCUCAACACAGAUAUUUUAAGCCAAACUUCAAAAAUUCAAAUAUCAAGGAAUGGCGCACGAGUCCUUUACAAAUAGGACUAUGUAACAUUGGUUCCAAUAACAAAGCUGAUAUAAAAUCUUUGGAAGACUUGGAUCCAGCAGCAAUUUUGCAGAUACUGAUUAAUGAUAUGGAAGUGACUUCUGAUCCAUCUGAUCUACUGGAGCUUUUAAAAAAGGUGAAACACUGUCGCGACGAAUUCGCCCAUUCUAGAAACAUGGCGCUUGCAGACAGUAAGCUCACCCAACUUAUAGAUGACAUAAUCAAAUCGCUUGAUCUACUUCCAAGAUGUGAUGAAUCCGAUGAAGCGAAACGACUCACUUUAAAGCUAAAAGAUGAAGAGUGGGAAAUAAUAUCAAAGGGCACAGAGAGAGGUCCGCACAAUUCUGUAGAGAAACAAAAACAACUUAAAGAGAAAGUUGAAACAUGUAGGUCCGCAGUUAUCAAAGAAAUGCAUAACAGAGAGAAUGACACGGAUCAAACGAUAUCUCCAUUCCUGCAUGAAAUGGAUGACUCACUUCAAGAGAUAGCCCAUGCAAUAGACGAGACAGACGAAACCCAGCUUGCAAAAGAUUCACUAAGUAUCAAGUUAACCGACUUGGACAAGAAACUAGCUCUGAAGGAAUUUCUACUGAAAAAGUAUCAGAGGAAUUUACUGGAAACUGAAGAUGGAAUUAUAGUGGAUGAGAUAUAUGUGCCUCAAAAGACAAUGGUAAAAGACGAAAAUGAGAAGGAACCUAGACAAAUGACAACGUAUAGAGACAUGUUUUAUCAAGGAGAGAAAAAAGCAAAGAAAAUCUACAUCAUAAGUAAAGAGGGGGGAGGAUAAUCUGUAUAUUUGAAACACCUGACGAGUAUCUGGUGUCGGGUACAUACUGGUGAUGCUUUACAAGAUAGCUUGAGCGAGAUCGAAACAAUUAUGUUACAGUACGAUUUCUUGUUUUACGUUUCAUUGUAUUAUGAAAAGCAGGAACAUGACGUCCAUAACAUUAUUAUAUCGCAACUGCUAGAAGACAACAGCCACAUAGAAGUCUUUGAGCAGUUGAUGACAUCAGAAUCUGGCAAAUGCUUGAUUAUUUUAGAUGCUUUAAACGAAUUUAUUCUUGUGGGUGAUGGAAGGGAAAACAUUCCUGUAUGUGAUGAAACGAAAGACUAUACAGUUGUUAUGACAACUAGAUUUUGGAAAACGGAAAUGAUCAAGAAAACCGAUAAGAUACUCGAACUUUCUGGUCUCGUGAGUCCGUUUACGUUUGUAAGAAAGGCUGUAAACAGUCUCAACAAAAGAUAUACACGAGACAAAGACUUUAUGGACUUUUUGGGGAAUUUUGGUGUGCUAAGAUGUCAACGGUCAAUGCCCUCUCUGCUCAUGUUGCAUAUCCGUUUAUGGUUUAAUGGAAAUGACGAAUAGACUCAGUACACCGAGUGUCUUCAUGCACACACUAAUUUAUACAUUUGAAGAUUUAAAUAGAUUUUGUUAUAUAGAUCUGCCCCUUCCAUCCGUCCGCCUGUCUUAAAAGACUGUCCGGACAACUCCUGUCUGCUUACUGGUAGGAUUUCAACAAAACGUUUAAGAACGUAAAGUACAUGCAUUUUAGCAUGAAAGAAUGAAAUCCCUCAACCCCCCCCCCCCCCCCCCCCCCCCCCACACACACACACUUCCUCUCCAGUUAUUAUACAUACUGUCCAAAAGCAAAGUGGUAAAAGCAAUUAUGACAUCUACUAUUAUUGAAGCCCCAGCCCAUGUUAUAUUACUAUGACAAUUUAUCAAUAGCUUAAUUCAUUGAUAUAAACAUAAUGUAAUAUGUUUAUACUGAGAUAAAAUUUCAUUUAGUAUAACAAUUGUUUCAGAAAAAAAGUAAUAAUUCAAUAGCUCAUUAUAAUUGUUAUGUUAACUUAAGAGAACGUGUUUAAAGCCUCUUCAUUCUAUUUCUAAACUUUUAAUAGAACUUUAGGUUUGCAAAUAUUUGAUCUUGUGACAGCAACAAAAUUACUCGAGCUAGUUCGUAGCUGGAAGGCAACAAUGAGAUAAGAAACUCAUUGUAUUUUGUCAACAAGACAAAAAUGUGUUUGCUAUGGCAACGAACAUAGUAUAAAUGCACAAUAAUACAGCUUCUGCAAUAAUGAGAAAAAUACUCUAGGUACACUGGUUGUGACAGAGGGCAAUAAUGCUACUACUAGGACCGAAGUAACUGUGACGGUACCAACUGUGUAAUGACAACUCCCCAAACAUAAUCGCACAAAUAAUAGAUGCCGAAGAACAGUACUAUGCACAGCCUUUUUUUAGUGUGGGAAAAGGGUGUAGAGCAUGCGUACCUUCAUAAUUACUGCUGGCUAGAUAUAGAUCUAUAUUAUUUAUAUCAAUAUAUGUAUACAUUUAAGUAUGUAUAUAUGUAAGUAUGAAUAUGUGUAUGAAUUAUUCUCUGUUAUUGAUUUUUAAUCCGUAUGUACAUACUGUAAUGUUUGUUAGAAACACAGUAGUUUCACCGUGUAAUAAACUACACUACUUACUUA
This is a messenger RNA of Mercenaria mercenaria, 2688 nucleotides long. RefSeq lists its product as uncharacterized. The coding region runs from base 122 to 1006 and encodes 294 amino acids. Lineage: Eukaryota; Metazoa; Mollusca; Bivalvia; Venerida; Veneridae. The record is from RefSeq and is a predicted model, not a curated record. The transcript is spliced from 5 exons.